Molecule: messenger RNA, 4954 nt
Organism: Alligator mississippiensis (American alligator)
Lineage: Eukaryota; Metazoa; Chordata; Crocodylia; Alligatoridae
Gene: ELP2
Product: elongator acetyltransferase complex subunit 2
Exons: 23
Coding region: 2421-4793 (790 amino acids)
Biological process (GO): tRNA wobble uridine modification
Cellular component (GO): elongator holoenzyme complex
Molecular function (GO): protein binding
Source: RefSeq, a predicted model, not a curated record
GUUCGAGUUUUGUUUUGUUCUGUCUGUAACUGCAACUCAAGCAAGUUUUCCUGCCUGCACCGUGACCGUCUUCGGUGUAAGUAAAAUAAUCUUUAAUCAACCGCUAAGCGUCUGUGCCUAAUUCUAGCCUGCCGGCCUGCAUUCCCCAACCCGCGUGCCAGGGCUGCUGGCCACAGCCCGCCGUGCGCCCCCGAGAACCUCGGACCGCUCCCGGCCUGCACAUGGCGACGAGGAUGGGAUCAGGGGAAGGCACGCUGGAGCUAGAAUUAGUUAAGAACUGCCCUUGGCGCAGUGGAAAACGCCAAGUAGAAAGCUUUAUGGAACUGGAGGCGCAUAUCGCUUACCACCAGGCGGGCGGAACGGGAGAGAGGUUUAUCAGCGGACGUCUUUCGCUGAAGGGAGAAGAGGGAGCUUCCGAAGACGGAGCCCCGAGAGAGAGGGAAGUGUACCUGCACCCUGCGGCAUUCGGGUGUAUAAUGAGUGAUGAGCGGGUCCUGUUCAGGCCCCUCGACACUGUGUCCCUCACCAGAGUCAACCCGGCGGGCGCAGUAAACCCGACCCUCACCCGGGAGUGUGCCCGUUGCCUAAGAUGUGCUCGGGAGAGUGAAGAACCGGUGCCAAUCAACUGGUUCGCCCCCUUUAUGCUGGCUUCUAGAUUAAGGGGUCGCGAGCUUCCAUCCGAGCUCCGCGAAGAUCUGGAGACAGAGGAACGCAUCGCGGAUGAGAGGGUGGCCCCACAAUAUGACAAGGGGGGAGUGUUAACUGCAACUUUUUGCACUGUAACCGAUCUAAUGCAAAAGAAUUUAAGUUUAAAAGCCCAGCUGCGUAUGCCCGUUCAAGCGAUCAAAGAAGUGGCUGCGAAAGAGAAUCCUGAAACGCCACGACAAGAUGGCGCCGAGCAAGAGGGAGACCGCGUGGAAGAACCGGAAGAGAAGGGUGGAGCUUCGGAGGAACCCGCGAGAGUUCGGCCAGCGACCCUGCCUGCCAACGCAGUGUCGCUUCCGGCAACCAUGCCUUCAUGCCAACGGAAGGGAGAAUCGAGCGGAGGAGCGCAUCCUCCCCUCCUGCCUGAAGUACUAACAGCAGCAAUGACUCCCGCAGCAGCAAUGACUCCCGCGGCAGUAGUUCAGCCUGUAACAACAUCGACUCCCGAAAGAGCAGCUUGUCCUGUAACAACGAUCAACCCAGUGACUGAUGCACAAGAUGCCGCCACCAGUCGCAUUCGUGCUUGGACGGACUUACAGGAGCUGUACAGAGAAUCUGAAAUGGAGUCUGACGAGGCUAUAGUCUCAUGGCUGGAACUCAUGUCCAUGGAGUUUGAGCUUGACUAACCGCCCUAUUGUGUGUGGAAACUUUGUAAAUAUUUUGCUAUACGUUGACUUAUUUUUUGAGAGUUUUGUUUACAGAUUCGGAAUUCAGAGUGCGUGGCGGAGAGAAGCCACAAGAAGGAUAACAUCGUCAGAAGAAGUGAGGGCCUGACGCGCGACUUCGCCAUGACGCCCACUGAAGCCCUGAUCAUGCAGUUCUUUGUUCUGAAUCUGAUUACGUGUAUAUGUAUUUGUGUUGGUUAUUAUUUGAUUCGAUCCCUUGAGGACGAACUUCUUAUGUUAGUGAAUUUUGUGUUUACCCGUUUAGUUCGACGACCCGUGGUAAGAGCUCUUGAUCACCCGAGUGACGAGCGUGUAGCGUAAUUCAGCUGUGCCUUCAGCAAGGGGGGAUGUCACAACCCAAGGGUGUGAUUUUGUGUGUGUGUGUGUUUCGGCACUGCUAAAUUAUUUCCCACCACUCGGAGCUUUCUUUGCAGGAUGCAUUUCUUAGUUGCAAAGAGAAAUGCACGGUGCAAAGGAGUUCCUGCCACCCGCAUGCAAAUUUGUGUCCCACUAUUGGCCAGUUUUAAAUUAUUCCCACGUGGCGGCUAGUGAUUGGCUUGCUAGCUGUAUAAGAGGCUUGAGCGGUUUCCGCCCAAGAUGGAGGACUCCACAACUAUCUGGAGGAGGAGGACUUCACGUCUUGUGAAGAUCUUUAAGUGCUGCGGAGCCUAUUGGACCCAGUGUGUACCUUGAGAAGGCUAUAGGGGUCUGAUCAACCUCUGGCCUCUCCCCAUCGCCGAACGAUCCCUCGACGAACCCCUUCCCUGCGCGCAAGUUCCACGGAGCCUAGCAAACUUCGUGUGAGUGUAUCCAGAGCUCUGUCCGGGUUCGAGUCCUGCAGGUUUAUCUUCCCGUCGCCGAAAACCCAUUGUGACGUACUCUUGUGCCCUGCAGGUUCGAGUUUUGUUUUGUUCUGUCUGUAACUGCAACUCAAGCAAGUUUUCCUGCCUGCACCACGACCAUCUUCGGUGUGGCGUCUCCAGCCCACGCUGCCUGGCCCCAGCUGGAUAUAAGCGCGGCUGAUAAGUCUCGGUGGUGGUUUCACCGCGCAUGCUCCUUCUUGCUUUUCAAGCUCUGCAGAGGAGAAGAAAAGUGUUGGCAACUCUGAACGGCCACACCGACCGCGUCAACUGCUUGCAGUGGAUUCGCAGAAGAGACGGCGCUGCUGAGACAGAAUUAAUUUCUGGAGGAACUGAUAAACGACUCAUUGUUUGGGAAAUACAGAAUAUUCAGCUUGUGAAAUGCAUUCACUUGGAAGGCCACACAGAUGCUGUUUGUGCUGUAGAUGCUUUGUACCAGACAGAUGAGUUAAAUCUGCUAAUAGCUUCUGCAGCAUCUGACUCGACUGUCAGAAUCUGGACUAAGAAGGGGUCAGAAGCUAACUGCAUUCAGACUUUGCAGUUUGGAAAUGGAUUUGUUAUGGAUGUCUGCUUAUCCUUCUUGCCUGGCAGCGAUGUACCAGUCUUAGCUUGUGGUGGUGAUGACUGCAAAAUUAAUUUGUAUGUACAACAGAAUGGACAGUUUCAAAAAAUGAUAAUACUCCAUGGCCAUGAAGACUGGAUAAGAGGCAUUGAAUGGACAGUCUGUGGUGAAGAUCUUUUCUUAGCAAGCUGUGCUCAGGACUGUUUGAUAAGAAUCUGGAAAGUGCAUGCAAAAUCAAUGCAGUCUUUGAAAAUCAAUGAUGAUGACUCUAUAAGGCUGAAGGAGAACAUUUUUACUGUUAAAAAUAAAAAUGCUGAGACAACGUAUGCAGUUACUCUGGAGUCAGUAUUAGCUGGCCAUGAAAACUGGGUGUAUGCAGUUCACUGGCAGCCUUCAUUUUUCAAAGAUGGCAGCAUUCAUCAACCAAUGAGACUACUGUCUGCAUCAAUGGACAAAACUAUGAUCUUGUGGGCUCCAGAUGAUGAAUCUGGAGUAUGGCUAGAACAGGUACGAGUAGGAGAAGUAGGUGGUAACACACUUGGAUUUUUUGACUGUCAGUUCAAUUCAGAUGGCUCAAUGAUUCUCGCUCAUGCUUUCCAUGGAGCACUGCAUCUUUGGAAACAGACUCCAGCUAACAAGAAAGAAUGGACUCCAGAAGUUGUGAUUUCUGGGCACUAUAACUCUGUACAAGAUUUACAGUGGGAUCCAGAAGGGGAAUUUAUCAUCACUGUUGGUUCUGAUCAAACUACUAGACUAUUUGCUCCCUGGAAAAGAAAACACCAGACAGAGAUAACGUGGCAUGAAAUCGCAAGACCUCAAGUCCAUGGAUAUGACAUCCAGUGUUUGGCCAUGAUUGGCCGAUUUCAGUUUGUGUCUGGAGCAGAUGAAAAAGUGCUUCGAGUCUUUAGUGCGCCAAAGACUUUUGUGGAAAACUUUGGUAACAUCACUGGCAUUUUGAUGGAGAACCUGUAUUUCAAUCAAGACACUGACCUUCCAGAAGGUGCAACUGUACCAGCUUUGGGGUUGUCCAAUAAAGCCAUCUUUCAGGGAGACAUAGCAGCUCAACCAGCUGAGGACAAGGACAAAUUUAAUAGCAUUUCUGAUCAGUAUCCUGAGAUUUACUUUCAACCCUUGAUCCUUACAGAACCUCCCACAGAAGAUCACUUGUUGCAGAAUACAUUAUGGCCUGAAGUUCAAAAGCUAUAUGGACAUGGCUAUGAAAUUUUUUGUGUUGCAUGCAACAAUUCAAAGACUUUAAUUGCUUCAGCAUGUAAAGCUUCUAAAAAAGAACAUGCAGCAAUUAUUUUGUGGAGCACCACUUCUUGGAAACAGCUGCAAAGUUUAUCUUUUCACAAUCUGACUGUUACCCAGUUAGCAUUUUCUCCUGAUGAUAAAUUCUUAUUAGCAGUUUCUCGAGAUAGGAAUUGGUCACUGUGGAAAAACCAAGAUAAACCAUCCCAUUUGGAACCAGUUUUCAGUCUGUUUGCAUACGCAGAUAAAAACACAGCUGUGCAUAGUCGAAUUAUUUGGUCUUGUGAUUGGACCCCAGAUAGCAAGUAUUUUAUUACUGGAAGCCGAGACAGAAAGGUCGUGAUCUGGGGUGAGUGCGAUGCAACCAGAACUACUGAAGGGAGGGCAUUAGAUAAGAUCAAGCCAUGUUCUACAGUAAUGGAUGCUGGAGAUUCAGUCACUGCAGUCAGCAUCAGCCAAGUACUUGCUCCUGACAAAAGCUACAUUAUUGCAAUAGGGUUAGAGUGUGGGAAGAUUAAUGUGUACACGUGGAAGCAGUGUGAGGAGAAAUCAGCAUUAAAUGACUGGACCAAGUGUCUUGAGACUGACAACAGCCAGAGUCACACUCUUGCUCUCAAACGGCUACACUGGAGAAAUUGUGUGGGCAGAGCUGGGCAUGAUGACCAGAACAGCAGUGAAUGGUUGCAGCUUGCAAGUUGUGGAGCUGAUCACUUUGUAAAGAUAUUCAAUAUUAACAGAUACGCUCUUUAGCUGAGUUAGCUGACACAGACAAAUAAAAUUAAUUUGCAGCUCUGUAUGUCAUGUUUGUUUUUUACCAGUUGACUCUUAAAUGUUCAUUUUCUAUUGCAAAAACAGGAAUGCCUGACAAUUGUAUUGAUCUAAUUUAUUAAAACAUCUUGAGUAACAGCCAA